Molecule: messenger RNA, 2209 nt
Organism: Marmota monax (woodchuck)
Lineage: Eukaryota; Metazoa; Chordata; Mammalia; Rodentia; Sciuridae
Product: UL16-binding protein 2
Exons: 4
Coding region: 567-1484 (305 amino acids)
Biological process (GO): antigen processing and presentation of endogenous peptide antigen via MHC class Ib; positive regulation of T cell mediated cytotoxicity; immune response
Cellular component (GO): external side of plasma membrane
Source: RefSeq, a predicted model, not a curated record
UAACAAAUAUGGAUAUCUUUGUUCCUAAUAAUCUCGAAUGAACCUUUGUAUUUCUGUGAUGACACUUGCAAUGACCCCCUUCUCUUGUCUGAAUUUGAGUCUUCUCUCUCCUUUGCCUAAUUAGUCCAGCUAAGGUUUAUCACUUGUGUUUAGUUCUUUGAAGAACUCCUUAUUCUAUUACUCUCUUGUGCUUCUUUUUUGUCUCUAUUUCAUUUAUUUGUGCUCUCUUCUGAUCUUAUUAUUUCUUCCUUUCUGCUAAUAUUGGUUCUGGGUUUGGGUACCAGACAUUUUCUAAUACACUUGAUCAAUAAGAGUCUCCCAGGCUUUCUUAUAAAGCACAGGGGACUGGGCAUUUCACUGGCUUUUCUAUUACAUCUAACCUGGCACAUACACUUUUCUGAGCCACAAAGCACAUACUUCGGAUUCCUUCCUCUACUGCCUUUCUUUGAACUUAUGGAUUUUUCCAUUUCUUUUAGGGUAGGAUAUCAAUUGCAACCUGAAAAAAGGAAAUCUCCUGGGAUACUAGUGCCAUCUAACACUCAAGCUAAAAGCUAUGAACCAUAAUUAUGAACUCUUUCUCAUGCAGCUGUGAUCCCAUCCUCACUGUGCCCACCAUGACUCAGCAUGCACAGUCCCUUCUCCUGCGUCUGAUCAUCCUCUGCCAGGCAGGCCCUUCCCUCACAGUAGGCCUGGCACCUCCAUUGCAAGGGACUCACUCACUUUGCUAUGAUUUCACCAUCAAUUCUAAGCCAGCACCUGGACAGCAAUGGUGUACAGUCCAAGGCCAGGUGGACCACAAGAAUUUUCUCUCCUAUGACUGUGGUCUGGACAAGGUCAAAUCCAUGAGUGCCCUGGGAGGGAAAGUGAAUGCCACAAUCACCUGGGAAGAGCAAAACACCAUGCUGAGAGAAAUGGGGGAUAUGCUAAAACAGCAACUGGCUGACAUUAAAGCAGAAAAUGGCAUGGGCAGGGCUCUCGAGACCCUGGAGGGGAGGAUGACUUGUCAGCAUAAAUCCAGUGGAUGCACCAGUGGCUCCUGGCAGUUUGGAUUCAAUGGACAGAUGUGGCUCCGCUUUGACUCAGACAAGAGAAGCUGGACAGAGGUUCAUCCUGGGUCCAACUGGAUGAAAGAAAAGUGGGAAAAUGACAGGGAAGUGUCCGAAUUCUUACACAAGACCUCAAUGGGUGACUGUAGAACCUGGCUUGAGAAGUUCUUGGUGGAAUGGAAAACAGAGCUGGAGCCAACAGGACCUUCAACCACCACCCCAGACAGAGUCUCCCAGGAGUCCACAGCCAGCACCCUUAUUCCCUCGGUCCUGCUCUUGAUCCUCACCUGCUUCAUCCACCUAGGCCUCCAGAUCUUCCUGACAGGUGCUGUGGGCAGAAUGGGAAGAGAGACAUGGGGCAGCUGUGUGAGCAAUGAGGACAGGAAAGUGAACUCCCAAGAACCCAGUCUGCACUCUGACUGGUCCUUCUCAUUCUGAGAUGAGACAGAAGAAUCGGGCCUCCCUCCUGUCACUGGUAGCAAUAGCUUGGCCAUUCUGAGCCCUGAGCUCUGAGAAAUCCUUCCUGUUAGGGUUCAUGGGAAAGAGAAGGGGCCAUACCAAGGCAGCCUGUGGAUUCUAAAGGGUUUUCGCUUAUACAGGUCUGAUUCAGACCACAUUUCUACAAAAAAGGGGCCCAGUGGUGUGUGGUGAAGAGAUAACAGGAACACAGGAAGGAAAUACCCAAUCCUGGGUGAUGGCAGCAGGGUAGCUCCAUUCAAUUUGUUAAAAGAAAGGAACUCCUUACCCACAGUCAAAAAGAGAGGUCCUAUGCUAAUUCCAGGAGAGGAAGCAGGAAAGGCCUUUCUCAACCAAGCUUGGAAGGCUGGAGUUCAGGACUGCAUUCCCAAAGGAGGCUCAUUUCCAGCUGUUGAAUUGAUAACUGAGAAGAGAGUCUGUCCAGGAUGAACGCAGAGGAUGCCAGCUCUCUGGGGACUCCUACAACUCCAGGAUUGACCCUUGGGCCUGGGACCCAGCCUCCUGCAGACUCCAGAUCCUGAGCCUGUGUGUGUGUCCCCUUCUCUUACUGUGCCCUUGGGUGUGGCCUACCCAGGUGUCAGUCAACCUGCUGACAGUGGACAUCAUGAAGAUAGACUCAGCCCCCUGAAAACCUGACCCUUUGCCUCAUUUGAAUAGCUUCUCCUCAAUAAAAGGGGUCAACUAGU